This is a messenger RNA of Centruroides sculpturatus (bark scorpion), 4021 nucleotides long. RefSeq names its product gramicidin S synthase 1-like (gene e). The record is from RefSeq and is a predicted model, not a curated record. The transcript has 4 exons. Lineage: Eukaryota; Metazoa; Arthropoda; Arachnida; Scorpiones; Buthidae. Bases 295 to 2757 code for a protein of 820 amino acids.
GAAUUUGUGAAUUUUUUUUAAUUUUUUGUGUUUUUAAUAAAGAGGUAAAAAUGCGAAAGAAUUAAUUAUUCAAGGAAGAAAACCGCCGCCAUCGAAACUGUUGAUAUUUUUAAAAGGCGUACUCUUGAUCAAUAAUUUAUUGAUUGAGUGGUUGUAGCUUCUGAAGACACUCCGAUUAGUAUCAAUUCGAGAGAAUGUAAGAAGCUGAGAGCUAUUUCGAGGCCUUCUACCUCAUAAAACCCACUAUUUUAACCAUUAAACUUCGAUACAUCGUCUACAUUAAGGUGACAGUUCAUGGAUUCCGCUGGAGAAUCUUACUUAAUUGGCGAAGAUGUUCCACUGGAAGAGACCAGAAUGGAGAGUUUAUUCGAAGAGACGGCUACGAGAGAAGACAAAGAAAACGAAUUGGCAAUUAUAGAGAACGAUAAAUGCCUGACGUUCUCAGAACUUCUGACGAAAAUAAAUAUUUUAGCUUCUUAUUUAUACAGCAACUCGGACAAGAAGAGCGAUAAAGUGGUGGGAAUCUUCAUGGACGUGUCAAUCAGCAGCGUGAUAUCCAUACUCGCUGUUUUCCAAAUGGGUGCAACGUACGUACCACUCGACCCGCGAUACCCGAAGAAGAGAAUCGAAUACAUAAGUGAGAAGUCGAAUAUGUCUUGCAUACUGACCACGACGUCCCAUUUCACACUACUGAAGUCUCACCAGAUUUACUUACCAAUUUACGACGUGAGUGUCAUUCUGCAACACUCUACGGAGAUUAACGCAAAGUUAACGUCACGCAAGCGAUCGCAGAACCUUUCCUGUCUUAUUUUUACGUCUGGCAGCACUGGAAAUCCUAAAGGAGUCAGGCUCAGCCAUUAUAACUUGUUAAACAGGCUGACGUGGCAAUGGCGUAACUUUCCAUUUGUUAGUAACGAUAGAGUUUCGGCCAUGAAGUCGUUAACCUUUAUUGAUUCUUUAACCGAAUUUCUACCGGCUCUACUUAAAGGUGUAACUGUUGUUAUUGUCCCCGCUUCUGUUAAAAACAACCCCAAAGAAUUGUUAAAACUGUUCUGCAAUUAUAAAGUAACCAGAACUGUUGUGGUUCCUACGCUCCUUAACAUGAUCCUGAUGCAUCUGGCAACAGACCAGAAGUUAGUGCAGGAUGUCAAAGUUAAUUUAUGGAUUUCCAGUGGAGAAUCUCUAACAAGAACUAUUGUCUUCAAGUUCUUUCAGCACUUCUCCUCUACACUGGUAAAUCUUUAUGGCAGCACCGAAGUAAUGGGUGACGUCACGUGCAAAGUAAUCAGUUACGAAUCGUCUAAAGACGUGGGUGACGUCGUAUCCAUAGGAAGGCCCAUCGAUAACACGGCAAUAUACAUCCUGAAUGAGAAUCAGGAUCUCGUUAAACAUGGCGACUACGGAGAAAUCUGUGUAAGCGGAUUAAACGUAGCUUUAGGUUAUAAAGGGAUUUCUUCGGAGAAAUUCGUCAAUAAUCCUCUUGUACAUCUGGUAAAUGACAAUCAUAAAAUUCUCUACAAAACUGGAGAUUACGGUUACGUACAGGAGGGUGAAGUUUACUACGUUGGAAGAGUGGACAAUCAGGUUAAGAUAAGGGGUGUCAAAGUUCACCUAUCCGAAAUUGAACUGGCACUAGAAUCCAUAUCCAUUAUCUCUCAAUCCGUAAUUUGCUGCAUCAACAGGGAGACAAAUCCACAAUUGGUAUGCUUUUGCGUGCUUCAUAAGAAUGGUAACGUUGGCGACGUGAUAGAGAUCCUGAAGACCCUUCUACCAUCGGAAAUGAUACCGAGAGUAGUGAUAAAGAAGGAACUUCCCGUUUUAGUCUCGGGUAAAAUCGAUAAAUUAGCUCUGGUGGAGGAAUACCAGAAGAGUACGAAGUCUCACAGCAGUAACGAGAUAUUGAAGAUCAUUAACGACAUUCUACAGUUGAAAAUCGACGAGAAAAUCUGCGAGAAAACCUUCUACGAAUUGGGAGGGACAUCAGUAAACGCGGUAGAAGCCUUAGCCAGGCUCCAUUCUGCUGGUUAUCCUAUACAAAAUCCUAUGGUUCUAAGGAUAUUAUCGUUGAACGAAUUGGGGGAGUUGAGCAAGGAUCAUUUGAAUUAUUCUGAUGAGAAGAACACUACCAUGGAUUUUAGAAUGGAGGAAAUUUCGGAGAAGAUCGUGUUUGGUGACGUGGCAAAGGUCAUAGCCGAAUCGUUUGUCAAUAAGAAUGUAUUGGAUUUAAUCGUCGAGACGAAAGUAGAGGACCACGUUUUGGUGAUGGAGAGGAUGUGGAAACGUCUGGUGGACGAGAAGUUUUCGUUUGUGGUAAAGAACAAACGGGACGAUAUUAUUGGCGUGAUGCUGAAUUUAGACUUCUUCAACGAGCCGCAAGUGGAAAUUCCGGAAAGACUGUUGCCGAUAUAUUGCAUGCACGAAGUGUUAGAAGACAGUUCGAGGAAGAAGUUGCAGAGAAGUGGGAAGAGAUGGAUGCACAACAUCAUGUUAGCCACGGCGCUGUCUCUUUCGUCCGCAGAAAACGUUCAAGUCGUCAUAUACAUGGAGAAACAACUCUUAACCUUUGCCAGAUCUAUAGGUUUCCACGGUGUUUUCACCAUCAAUUCUAGUAAAAUUACUCAGGUCAUAUGUGAAGAAAUGUUGGGAUAUCAAAUAAUGAGCCAGUAUAAAGUUCAGAACUACGUGUAUCGAGGUAAAAAAGUGUUCGAAGAAGCACCCUCCGAUGCCAUUUUAAGCGCUUGUUAUAAAUAUCUAUAACCGAAACGUCACGUGUGUCGUGGUAUUGUGUGUGUGACAGAUCACGUGUUUCGUCAUCUGUUAUAUUACGUUGAACUGUUAAAAGUUAAAUUUUCGGUUGACCAAUGAUGAAAUUUUGAGUUACUUUUUUUGAAAUUCUUCAAAAUUUGAUUAAUAAAGUGAACGUUUGAAUGUGUUGUCUGUCUUAUCUCUAAUAUUUCUUUUCUUAUUUAGACUUAUUUGUUUGAAGAACAAUCCCAGUUGACAUAUUUGCAAGUUUAUUUUGUGAAAAUAAUUGAAAAUUUCCUUUAUCUUUGCUCAUCCUCAUCUUUCAUUGUUCGAAAACAGUUUAAAGAUGGGAGGAACGAGCAUGGUUUUCUACUGUUUCUUUCGUUAAUUCUUCACCUCUAGCUUUUUCUUAUCGGAUCUUUUUACCCUUGUAUACAAAAUUAUCAUUCGUUACCAUCUUUACUGAUUCGUGUACUUUUAGUGCCACACUAAAUUUAACACCAGAUUUCAGAAGCGAACAACUGGUGACACUAAAUCAAAGUUCGACGGGACGUAUAUUACAAAUUUAGACAUCCGUAGGCAUUAAAAUAACUGCCACUAGAUGGUUUUAAUAUGGUAGAUAGAAAUUCUGCAAAGACUUACCAAUACAUCGCGUGCAGGAAAACGCCAUAUUUAAAUUUAGUGCUCUCAGAACUGAUAGCAAUUACCUUACUAAUACUACCCGACUAGUGUAGAUCAAUGAGAAUUGCUGAUUACCAGCAAGUGCCAAAAGAUUCUCUCUGCCAAAAACCCCAAUGGCACAACCCGAAACUAACAGAAGAGGCUUCGUACGAGUAUUGUUUUACUCUACGUGGAGGAGUCUCUUCCGUGUUGGCUCCUGCACUCGCCACUGACUCCAUAGAAUUCCAGAAAAGACGCAUGAGCCACGUAUUUUCUGGAAUUCGAUGGAUGGAACGAGACUACCAUUUGGUUAAACGUCUGAUUAUUCCGCCAUAUUGAAUUUGCCGCCGGUGGCGGCGUAACGUAAAGAAGUUUGGGUAUAUUUACCCUGAGUUUGGCUUGUUUUCUGACGAUUUCGAUGAAGUUAACAUCGUCUACACGGCCAUUAGACGCGCUGAUUGGUAGAUGCUUUAAUGCAUCGAGAUAAGCGAGCCAAUGACAUAACCCGUUUGAAAUGAAACGGAUUGUUAUUGGCUCGCUUAUCUCGAUGCAUCGAAGCGCUUUACUAGGCAGGACGCCUAUUGCUUCCGCCGAGAUGCUACGCGUUUUGGCUAAA